Messenger RNA from Quercus lobata, 1278 nucleotides. RefSeq lists its product as uncharacterized. The record is from RefSeq and is a predicted model, not a curated record. NCBI's taxonomy places the organism in Eukaryota, Viridiplantae, Streptophyta, Magnoliopsida, Fagales, Fagaceae. The transcript is spliced from 9 exons. Bases 1 to 720 code for a protein of 239 amino acids.
AUGGGGUUGUUAAAUCUUUUGGCAUGGAAACAAGAUUUGCUGGCAUUGGAUGGAUCCUGGAAGAUCCUGUUGCCGUUAAAUGAUCAAGGGCAACCGAUUGAUGAUGACGGUAAAAUAUUUGUUCCGUGGUUGGGAACUUUCUGUCACAAUGGGUUGUUAUGCCCACUUGUCCCUGCUGGGUGGCCCAAAGUCGAUGAAAAAUUUAAAGAUGAUUGUUGGAAGGAGAUUAAGCAACGGUAUCUCAUUGAUGAAGAUAUUGUUAAACCACUUGAUCAAAAGGGAUGGGCAAUGCAUAUACUCGGGGUCCUUAGGAGAAAUCGAAGGACUAAGUUGAAGAAGAUUCAUGUACGAGGGUGGACAAAGGAACAAGUAUUGGCCAGGAGGACACCGCGGAGGGUAAUGGCGGAGCAGUGGGAGGAGAUGGUUAACUAUUGGUUCGAUGAGAAAACUGUGACAUUAAGUAACAAAAACAAGGUCAGUCGAGGGAAACAGAAGGAGAUAGCAAUAUCUGGGGCUGAAAGUUUUGCACAAAUUUCUCAUGACAUGGCAAAAGAUAAAGGGGCUCCGGUUGAACGCGCUAAUGUGUAUCUAAAAGUAUACCGUAGGAGAGAUGGGACUGGUGUUACUCCUCAUGCGCAGGGGAACAUAACUAGGAUGGAAGAACUUCUGAGCCGAGAGGGCGUGCGACUACAAGGAGAGACUGGUAGUGGAAUUCUCUAGUCCACAAACGAUGCAUAUGCUCAGGUGUUUGGUCCAGAGUGCCCUGGACGUGUACGUGGGGUGGGACUUGGAGUCACCCCAUCCGGAAGAAGUGCAACAAAUGCUUCACAGUUUACUUCAACUCCAUCGUUGCCAACCAGAACAACCUAAAGAAUUUUGGAGUUGGAGAGCAACUCCACUAGACUGACUGAGCAACUAGCCCAAGUACAAGAACAAUUUGCCCAAUCAGAAGCAAGGCAGCAAGAAUCAGAAGCAAGGCAACGACAAAUGGCUGAAGUGAUUAUGCGCAUGGAUGCAAUGUUCGCCCAACAUACUGGCAGUAGUGUACCUAAUUCGUCAAUGUCUCAGGGUGGCAGUGCUUGAUGGGGACUCUCCAUGAGAAUGAAACUGUGAAUCCUCUGGUAAUUGGUUGUACCAUGACGUUUGCUGGAAAAUCGUUGAGGGAUGUUUUUAUUUUGUGAUGUAAAAACCAAAGUUUGUUGGGAACUUUUAUUUUAUAUGUAAUUAUUUGGAUAUGUAAUUAAUCUUUUGGCAAUGAACUUAAUUGUUAUGUUUAUG